GUGAAUUCAGAAGGAACAAAAUAGGUUAAAAAUCAAUUUACUCUUUUGCCUAAUUUUCGUAGAGAAAAAUAUGUGAGUUUAUAACAAUGAAUUCCAUUUCUUUCUAUUAUAUCAAAUUGACGGAUCAAAAAUUGUUAGUUUCCUUUUUGAGUAACUACUAGUUUCCCAUUAUUUCAUACAAAUAAUAAUAAUAAAACUUAUUACUUCUACUUUGAGUAUUAUUUGUCAUGUUCUAUAGUAUGAUUGUGUAUGCAUUUCAUUUUUUAAUAGAAAAAAAAGGCUCUUAAAAGUGCACAUAGACCAGUCACAAUCCCUGGGUAACGAAUUUUUUGGCAAAAAAAAAAAAGUGAUACGGAGAACAUAUUUCUCUCUUUUUUUUUUUUGUUAUUAUUGCCCAUAUUUAUAUUAAGUUAUUUGCAUUUUUUUUUUCUUUUUAUAAAACUAAUAGCAAUGUCAAUGAAAAAGUUACAAGCCGAGAUCGAUCGGGUCUUGAAGAAAGUUGGUGAGGGCGUAGAGACAUUCGAUAGUAUAUUCGAUAAAAUACAAUCCACUAGCAAUACAAAUCAAAAAGAAAAAUAUGAACAAGACCUUAAAAAGGAAAUAAAAAAACUUCAACGUUUACGUGACCAAAUCAAAACUUGGUUAUCAUCGAACGAUAUUAAAGAUAAAACCGCUUUAAUGGAAAACAGAAAACUGAUCGAGUCUGAGAUGGAACGAUUUAAAAAUGUGGAACGUGAGAUGAAAACAAAAGCAUUUUCAAAGGAAGGAUUGUUGCAAAGGGAGCGUAUGGAUCCAAAAGAAAAAGAAAAAGCAGACGCGUGUGAGUGGAUUUCAACCACUGUGGAAGAACUUUCGAGGCAGAUUGAGAUGGCGGAGGCAGAGGUCGAGACAUUGCAAGGCACUUCUCGAAAGGGAAAAAAGGAUCAUGCUAAAGUAGAACGAACGAACGAGUUGGAACAUUUUAUUGAACGUGAUCGAUGGCAUAUUAAUCGAUUAGAACUCAUCUUAAGAUUACUUGAAAAUGAUCAACUUUCUCCUGAUCGAGUGCUAGCUUUACAAGAUGAUGUACAAUAUUAUCUUGAAUGUAAUCAGGAACCCGAUUUUGAAGAAGAUGAAUUAGUGUAUGAUGACUUGAAUCUUGAAGAAGAGGAAGAAAUGUAUAACGUUGGCACUGAAGAUUAUCAUGUAACAACAGAAGAUGCGGAAGAAAAAUCAGUAUCGAAAAAACCAAAAGAAAAAGAGAACAAUGACGAAUUAUCUUCACCAGUUUCUAUACGAAAAUCAACUUCAGCGUCUAAUAAUUCAAAACCAACAGUAGCAAGUAGUAAACCGGUAACAACUAAUUUGCCAGCAAAUAAGUUAUCAAAUAAUGUUACUGUUACGUCUGUUGUACCACCAGCAAAUAAUCUGAAAUAUGCACAAGCAGCCAGUAUUGCUGAUAGUCCUAAAGAAAAACCUCAAUCACCAAAAGUAGUUGUUCCGUCUGCUUGGUCAGGACCUAUUAAGAUUGCAGAUCAAAUUAAAUCGUCUACUGCGCCUGCAGGAGAGAGUAAAGCAGAGGUAACUGAAAUUGUAAAUAAAACGCCACAACAACAACAACAACAGCAGCAGCAGCAGCAGCAGCAACAGCAGCAGCAACAGCAACAGCAACAGCAACAGAAAUCUAUAACUUCGUCUGCGCCAGGUGCGCAGGUCAAUACAACUUUGAAUAAUGUUACAAAAACGUUACCAAUGGAUGCAUCUUUAACUCAGCAACCAGGCGCAGAAAUUGAAUCACGUUUACCUAAUUCAUUAGCUGACCUUGCAACCUCAUUUGAAGCCAUCAAAGCAAAGGCUACUUCUGGGAAUGAAGAUAUACAGUAUACAAAUCGUAUGUUGGACGCAAGUUUACAAUUUGUUCCUGAUUUAAUAGAUUCUGAAAGACCUAAAGUAUAUCAAGCACAAACACCACAAAUAACACCAGCUUAUUAUCCUCAACAACCUUUAGCUAUUUUUGACAAUCCAAGUUUAUUUGAAAAAUUCGAUAUGGAUGCGUUAUUCUUUAUCUUUUAUUAUCAACAAGGAACUUAUCAACAAUAUUUAGCAGCAAGAGAACUAAAAAAACAAUCCUGGCGCUUUCAUAAAAAAUACUUGACUUGGUUUCAACGACAUGAAGAGCCUAAAACAAUUACAGAUGAAUACGAGCAAGGAACUUAUAUUUAUUUCGAUUACGAAGGUGCUUGGUGUCAACGAAAAAAGACAGAGUUUAGAUUCGAAUAUCGUUAUUUGGAAGACGCAUAAUUAAUUUAACACGAGAUUUAUUAUUAAUAAUAUAAUUUUUUUUUUCCUAAGUUAUUGAUAUUAUUAAAAAAAAAUAAUUUUUAUUAAAAUUUAUGUACAAAAUACAAAGAG
Messenger RNA from Cokeromyces recurvatus, 2391 nucleotides. RefSeq names its product Not1 N-terminal domain, CCR4-Not complex component-domain-containing protein. The transcript has 9 exons. Gene Ontology annotation, cellular component: nucleus; CCR4-NOT core complex; P-body. The record is from RefSeq and is a predicted model, not a curated record. The coding region runs from base 451 to 2280 and encodes 609 amino acids. Gene Ontology annotation, biological process: regulation of DNA-templated transcription; nuclear-transcribed mRNA poly(A) tail shortening. Lineage: Eukaryota; Fungi; Mucoromycota; Mucoromycetes; Mucorales; Mucoraceae.